AUGGAAGAUGACUGGAAUGAGUUGUUGACACUUCUGACUCCGGCCAUAAAAAAACAGGAUACCGUUAUGCGUCAAGCUAUAUCACCGAGGGACAGACUCACUGUGACUCUUCGAUAUUUAGCAACAGGCAAUACCUUUCAAGAUUUGAGCUACUCCACUCGCAUAGCCGCGAACACAAUUUCAAAAGUGAUUGACGAAACUUUAAGAGCAAUAGUAGAAGUACUCGACUCAAAAGUAUGGAAUUUCCCAUCAUCGCCGGAGGAAUGGCAGGUUAUCGCUCACAAAUCCGAUACUUUAUGGAAUUUUCCUCAUUGCAUCGGUGCGCUGGAUGGGAAACACAUCAAUUUUCGUCCCCCUCGAAGUGACGGAUCGAUUUACCGUAAUUAUAAGGGAAAAGACAGCAUUGUGCUUCUGGGUCUUGUCGAUGCUGAAUACAGAUUUUUGUUCGUUGACGUCGGAAGAAAUGGACGUAUGCACGAUUCUGCUGUUUUGCGUGAGAGGCCAUUAUGGACUAAGAUCAACGAUGGAACGUUGAACUUACCUGCUCCAUGUGAAAUUCCAGGCUUUUGUUACAAAUCACCGUACGUGAUUGUCGGUAACGACGCAUUUGCCUUGAAACCUAAUUUGUUAAAGCCGUUUCCGGAUAGAAACUUGACGCUUGACAAAAGAAUAUUCAACUACAGAUUGAGCCGUGCUCGCAGAACUGUUAAAAACGCUUUUGGCAUACUGGCAAACAGAUGGCGCGUUUUACUUUCUACGAUAUCUCUCUCCGUUCAAAAAAUUCUCGAGUUUUUGGAUAUUCGCCGAGGACUUCUGGGAAAUUUCGAGAAAUUCCGGAGAGUUUUGGUUGUCGGUGAUGUCAAAACAGCACGCGACCACGCUUCAGAGCCAUCAGAGGCGCCACUUUCUAGCAGCGCUCCCAGCAGAGCAGCCAUCCUAGCAGAGAUGAGUAGGGAGAUCUCGAACGCUCGGCUUUUCGUGAUACCAGCUAGAUUGGAACGUCGACGUGACACCUAG
Molecule: messenger RNA, 1017 nt
Organism: Neodiprion fabricii
Lineage: Eukaryota; Metazoa; Arthropoda; Insecta; Hymenoptera; Diprionidae
Exons: 3
Coding region: 1-1017 (338 amino acids)
Source: RefSeq, a predicted model, not a curated record